This is a messenger RNA of Funneliformis mosseae, 166 nucleotides long. The record is from the annotation of a GenBank genome assembly. NCBI's taxonomy places the organism in Eukaryota, Fungi, Glomeromycota, Glomeromycetes, Glomerales, Glomeraceae.
AUGACCACGAAUGUAUGGCGAUGUAUGGUGAUGACUAGGGGUAACGAAAACAAGUAUGGUAUGGUGACCGAUGUAUUUAUGUAUGAUGACAAAUGUAUGGUAGUUUUAACGGUUUUUCCUAUACAUGCGUUUGCAGUAGGAAAGGAGGGAAAUCUAACCUUAAAUG